GUGAGUGUGUGUUUUCUGCUUUCCACGCAUGUGCACAUGUUGGUGUUCUGUGAUCUCUAGUGUGUUUACAGUUAAAGUGUAGUGUUAGUGUGAGUGAGUGAGUUAUAUAGUUAGUGUGAGAGCACGAUGAGCAGUGUGUGUAGAGAAGUGCUCACUCUACAAAUCGGACAUUACUCCAACUUUGUGGGGACGCACUGGUGGAACCUGCAGGAUGCGUCCCUGUGUUAUGACCCUGACGUCCCACAAGACGAGCUGCAGAGUGAUAUGCUGUUCAGAGAAGGUCUCACCCUGGGGGGACAGGUCACCUACACACCUCGCCUCAUUGCCCUUGACCUGAAAGGAAGUCUACAGACUCUAAAACAGGAAGGCUGUCUGUAUGCCACAGAGCACGAGAACAACACCUUCACAUGGGAGGGUGAUCUAGUCACACAUGCAGAAGCUCCUUCAGCUAAAAACUCAUUCCUGCAGGACCUUGACAGGCUGGAUACAGGUGAACUGCUUGCAGAGUCAGACUUUACUAGUCUACCUGCUCUGGCCAAAUACUCAGGAAACAUGGUUCCCAUGGAAACAGUGAACAGUAGGUUGGAGCAAAUGCAGCGAUCCUAUAGGCUGGAGGACCGUGUGAAGGUGUGGUCAGACUUCCUGAGGGUCCACCUACAUCCUCGUACUGUAUCAAUCAUCAACCAGUACAAUCAUAAUGGUGAGGCUGCGCGGUUGGAGGCGUUUGGUCAGGGGGAGGCGCUGUUACAGGGCUCUGUACUGGAGGAGCUGGAGGAUAAACUCCAUUUUUUCAUAGAGGAGUGUGACUACCUGCAGGGGUUCCAGGUAGUGUGUGACAUGGCUGAUGGUUUCUCAGGUUUGGGGUCAAAGGUCACACAGCUGCUGCAGGACUCCUACAGUGGGCGGGGCAUCCUGACAUGGGGUGUGGCUCCUGUCAGUCACCCUGACUCAAGUCCUAUUAAGGAUGUGUAUCACAUGAUGAACUGUGCUCUAGGAAUGCUGCACAUGUCCAAUCACAGUUCUAUGUUCUGCCCUUUGACCCUGAGGGGUGGGAUGGGGAGACGUCCAGCUCCACCCACCACAUUUCCUCUCCUCAGUUAUGAUCCAUCUCUCUGGUAUCACAGCAGCUCUGUGUUAGCUCUGGCUCUCGACACGCUGACUGUCCCCUACAGGCUGAGGCAGAACUGCGCCCCCAUGUGGCAGCUGGCAGAUGCACUGACUGUCUCAGGCAGGAAGGUUGUGUGUGCAUACGGAUCUGUUCCGUUUCCCAUGAUGCACGGCAGCUGCCUUCCUGAUGCACUAAAUGCCUGUGGUGACACGUUACCAUGGAAACCUCUGUCAGGAUGCCCCGAACGGGCCGACGGGCAAUGCUUUGGCCAAUCGGUGACACUUCGGGGGCUGGAGGGGCAGAGCCGAGUGAGUUGUCUGGUUCCUGGAACAGAACCUCCCUCCAUUCUACACUGUGCUCAGUCAGGAGAAGAAGUACUGAACACACACCUCAGAACACACUACCCGUCUACACCACUAGCAGUACAGUUGCUUUACUCCCCCAGUAAACUGACUCCGCCCUUUCCUCAGAUCUUCAGCCCAAAUCUCGACUCUCAGGGUUUAAUACGGAAUGAAACGUCCACCAGCGUGGUUCCCCUGAAGGUUCUGUCACUUCCUGUGAUGUCCAGUUUGCAGUCCAGUUCAUCUGUGUCUUCUUUCCUAGCUGAGCUUCAGAAGUCCUGCAGCGCCAUCGAUUUACGUCGAGUUUCUCCCAGUUUCCUUUCUCACGGAGACCAAGCUGAAAUCGCAGAGAGUCUCGAGCAGCUGAGGACACUCGCUCACUGUUACCGUGACGACAGUGGUGGCAUGGUGCGCUCUUCCUCUGAUGAUGAUGAUGAUGAUGAUUAGCUCGGUAUAAACAAUUCUAAGAGCAAAUUCAGAUCAGUUCUGAAUCUUCACUCAGCUAAGAGACAGACUGGAGGAUUGGAGGCUAGUGGAAGGUACUGAUGGUGAGAUGGACUGUGGAGGAAGAGAUGGAGGAAGGUGUUUAGAUCUGUUUUCAUAAUCACUCCAUAUGAUCAUAGAGGGGAGAGCGUGUAGGAGACUGAGAGAACCUCCCACUCGUGGUGUGUCACCUAACUAAAUAUUAUUUAAAGAACAGCAUGCUGUGUGUCUAAUGACUGAUAGAAAUAAACUACAACCCCUGGCAAAAAGUAUAGAAUCCCCAAGACAGAAAACUUACAGCAAUAAGCCUUAAAAACAGAAAAUACACAACAAAACAAAUGAGGAACAAAUGGGCAGAAAGUGGAGUCAAUGUCUGUGACCGGACUGUAAGAAAUCACCUAAAAGAACUGGGAUUUACUGUAAAUACAGAAAAGCCAAACGAAAACCAUCAUUAACAUCUAAACAGAAAAAAAAACAAGGUAAAGAAACACAAUCUUGGACUGUGGAUGACUGGAUGAGAGUUCUAUUCAGUGAUGAAUCACCAAUCUGCAUUGGGCAGGGUGAUGAUGCUGGAACUUUUGUUUGGUGACGGUCCAAUAAAAUUUAUAAAGAUAACUGCCUGAAGAAAACAUGCACAUUUCAUUAAUGAUAUGGGGUUGUGUGUCAGGUAAAGGUGUGGGAGAAGAUGACAGUCAUUACAUCUUCUAUAAAUGUUUAUGUUGAGAUUUUGGACACUUUUCUUAUUCCAUCAGUUUAAAGGAUGUUUGGUGAUGGUAGCAUCGUUCUUCAGGAUGAUAAUGCAUCGUGUCAUAGGGCAAAAUCUGUGAAAACAUUCCUACAGGAAAGACAUAUGAUGUCAAUGACAUGGCCUGCAAAUAGUCCAGACCUCAAUCCAACUGAAAAUCUGUGGUGGAAAUGAAAGAAAAUGGUCCAGGACAAGGCUCCAACCUGCAAAGCUGAUCUGGUAACUGCAAUAAGACAAAGCUGGAGACAGAUUGAUGAAGUUUACUGUUUGUCAUUAGUUAAAUCCAGGCCUCAGAGAAUUCAAGCUGUUAUAAAAGCCUGAGGUGGUGCAACAAAGUACUAGUAGUGUUUUUAUUUGUGUGAUCCAUAGAAUGUUCCUCAGAUUUGUGUGAUCCAUAGAAUGUUCCUCAGAUUUGUGUGAUCCAUAGAAUGUUCCUCAGAUUUGUGUGAUCCAUAGAAUGUUCCUCAGA
Tachysurus vachellii is the source of this 3146-nucleotide messenger RNA. It is a transcript of the gene msto1, whose product is annotated as misato mitochondrial distribution and morphology regulator 1. Gene Ontology annotation, cellular component: cytoplasm. NCBI's taxonomy places the organism in Eukaryota, Metazoa, Chordata, Actinopteri, Siluriformes, Bagridae. Gene Ontology annotation, biological process: mitochondrion distribution. The record is from RefSeq and is a predicted model, not a curated record. The coding region runs from base 127 to 1896 and encodes 589 amino acids. The transcript has 14 exons.